This is a messenger RNA of Iphiclides podalirius (scarce swallowtail), 1632 nucleotides long. NCBI's taxonomy places the organism in Eukaryota, Metazoa, Arthropoda, Insecta, Lepidoptera, Papilionidae. The record is from the annotation of a GenBank genome assembly.
AUGGGUCCACAGAAGCAACACAGCGAUGCAGUUCAUUGGUUCAUGAAUGAUUUAGGUAGCCGCGUGGUUGCUAAGUCUGGGAUUGCGUCAGACAAAUUUCACAUUGGAAAACUUACACUUCAGAGCUUUAAGGAUGCACCAGAUCACAUAUUGCAGAUUGAUGGCGCAACCGGUGAAUCCCAAACGUUUCGAUCGGCUUUGGAGAGAUCAGUUCGAUGCGCGACCGCAUUUCGAGCUUUGGGCCUGAAGACAAACGAUGUCAUAGUAGUGAGCGGUCCAAAUCACAUUGACCUUACUACACCGAUUUACGCCGCGUUCUAUUUGGGGAUAAACGUGGCAUGUAUGGACCCAACACUAGGAUUGAAGGAACAACAAGAUACAUUCCAAAUAUGCCUUCCAAAAUUGAUUUUGUGCCAAAGUGACAAAGAAAAAGAAGCUAAACAGGCAGCGAAAAACUUAAAUCUAGAUGUUAUUAUCGUGACAUUUGACAAAGGGACAAACAAUUGCAACUUCUCUGAUUUUCUUGAAAAGUAUGGAGACAACACGCCCGUCGAGAAAUUUGAACCUGCUAAUUUUGACACGGAUGAUACUAUUGCAUUAUUGAUUUCUACUAGUGGCACUACUGGAGUACCCAAAUGCGCCGCGCUCACUCACAAAAAUCUUAUGAUGGGUUGGCCCACUAUGUGGGUUACAAGGUGGAAAUUCCCAACGCCGGUCGAAAAUGCUCUUGUCUUAUCACCUAUCCAGUGGGUUUCAGCUACGAGCAGCUUCGUUAUGUCUCCCCUUUUAAGAUUUACACGAAUUCAAAGCUCACUGCCUGCUACUACGGAGCAUUUGUAUUUCCUAAUCAACAGAUAUAAGCCUUCAUAUAUGAUGGUCAGCCCUAACACAAUGACAUCGUUAUUGAAACCUGGAGAUCGUGAACAAUGCGACUUUAGCUGUUUUAAAAUAAUUUUAUUGGCAGGUAGUGCUGUACCAAAAACACUGUUAGAAACAGUGCAGAGAGUUAUACCCAAAGUGUCUGCUUUAAUUGGUUAUGGAAUGACUGAAGUGGCAACAGUUGUACUAAACCCAGUUUACUCUACGGCAGACUCCUGUGGCGUGACCCUGGGUAGCUUUCAAUAUAGAUUAGUGGAUCCGGCGACAGGAAAAGAUAUAGUCGAAUUUAACAAACCAGGAGAGCUUUGGAUAAAAGGACCAACAACUUUUAAGGGAUAUUACAACAAUCCUAAAGCGACGGCAGAAAUGUAUGUGGAAGACAAAUGGGUUAAAUCAGGUGACAUUUUCUAUGUAGAUGAGAACGGCAAAUACUACUUCGUCGACCGAUUAAAAUUGCUCCUAAAAUAUCGAAACCACCAGAUAUCACCGAUAGAAAUCGAAUCCACCAUCCGUAAACAUCCAGGCGUGCUAGACGUCGCAGUGACCGGAAUCGCUGACUAUGAGUGUGGUGAACUACCAGUCGCAUGUAUUGUGCCCCACGAAAAUUACCGAAUGACUGCCCAAGAAAUAAAAGAUUUAGUCAAAGAAUCACUAUCGGAUUCCAAACAACUGAGAGGAGGGGUGAUAUUUAUGAAAGAACUACCAUUAACUUCCAGUUCUAAGGUGAAUAGGAAUAAGCUUAAAGAAAUGAUC